UGGAGGCUCUGUUCGAAGGAGAGAACCUGCCCAAAGUCCUGAGCUGUGAGGUCGUCAACAACGACAACUGGUUCCUCACUUUUCAGUCAGAGGCUGACGCUCAGCAGGCCUACAGGUACCUGAGAGAGGAGGUCCGGGUGUUUAAGGGGAAGCCCAUCAUGGCCCGGAUCAAAGCUAAGACUAUGGCCAUCGCCUCCUUCGCCCCCAAGAACGGCUACAGGCCCGUCCAGUUGGACCAGUGCAGCAGCCGCUACAGCUCCUACUUCCCCCCCACCACGUUCAACCCGUCGUGCCUCCCUCAGCAGAUGUUUGACCAGAACAACGAGGCAUGGCCCGCCACCGCGGCCCAGUACCAGGAGAACGUGGAGCCUGAGCUGCUGAUGAACAACCUGAUGAACGAGUUUCCAGCAGCUUCUUCCUUCAAGCCGCACGCAGCUCACAGACAGAGGAGGGGCUCCAGGAUGCUGAGCUGUGGCGACCGCUGGCAGACCCACCACUCGGACCUCUACCAGCCGUCGGAGCAGCCGUCUGCAGACCAAUACUCCUCUCCCUCCCUGAGGGCCCGGCGGGGCCGGCUGAGGGGCGGCCUGCGCCGGCAGAGCCGGGGCGGAAGAACAGAAUCCAACAAACAGGUUCUGGUGCCCCCCUCUGACCGGGGAAGUUACAGCAGGAGGGGAACCUUCAGCCAGAAGAGGAGAGAGACCGAGAAAUCCUUGGAGAGACCCAAACUGAACGCUGAGCCUCCUCCUCCUCCUCUGGAGCUCAGCCUGUCCAGCUUCCCCCCCUGUCUACUGCAAAUGUUGCCACGGCGACGACACCUGCAGCUAACGACAGCGUCAAGAGUCCCACAAAAAGCAGCAGCUCAAACUCCUCGUCCUCAUCCUCCUCAUCAUCACUUCCUCCAGUGGAGCCUCAGCCGGCGUCUCUGCUGAAAGACGGGGACAGCGGAGAGACGACGGUGGAGGACAAACCAGUCCAGCUGCCACUGGAACCAGCAGCAGAGCUGAAGAAGCUGAGCUACGCUGAGAUCUGCCAGAAGGCUUCGUCCAACGAGGCGUCGGCGCCGCUGGCUGACCCCGCCCCCUCCGUGGAGUACCAGGCAUCCCAACAGCCUCUGCUGCCGCUGUGAGACAAAACCGGUCCGAUGGGAAUGUGUAGUUGUAUAGCUGGCUGUAUAUUUAUUAUAAAGAUUGAUCAGUAAGUAAAGUACCAGCCUUUACAAGCUCAGGAUUUUUAAUCUUAGAACUAUAAAAACUGCUGAUGCUGAAGAGAAAUUUUUAACACUUUCAUUUUUUGGCAGGGAACUGUUAAUAAUCUGUAAAUGUUUUUGUAAUUCUUUAGUUUUGUUUCUUGUCUUGUUGGGCUCAGAGGAAUGAGAGCCAGGCGUUAUUUUCAGGUUUAUUGUAUUUGGCCGUCGGCUCUGGACAGGAAGUUCUGUCAGGAUUCUGUUUUUUAUUCUGAAUUUUUAAGUCUGAAGUGGAUCCUUCCUGUGUUUACAAGCCCAACAAUUAAUAACCAGAUCUGUAAAGCCUUCCUGUAUGUUUGAAAGUACUGAAUACCAACUCUUUAUUGUUGCUCUGACUGUUUUAUUUAAUUUUAAACAUGGAUUCAGUUUUAUUUGUGUUAAACUGGCCUGUUUUAGUUGUUGACUUUAUUUAACUUGCUGAGUUUUGACCGCUGAGCGUCCAAGAACAAACUGAUUCAACUUGAAGAAAUGUUUUUUCUUUUGAUUGUAAAGAGACAAAUGUUGUUUUCUGAUGUGAAGUUUGAAUGUAAAGCUGGCACCACUGUGACAUAUGUUGCUGUGUACAAAUGUACAGAAUGCUGAACAGAAAUAUAUUAAAGAAGUGCCUUUACAAGGAA
This is a messenger RNA of Poeciliopsis prolifica (blackstripe livebearer), 1863 nucleotides long. RefSeq names its product la-related protein 4B-like. The coding region runs from base 159 to 932 and encodes 257 amino acids. NCBI's taxonomy places the organism in Eukaryota, Metazoa, Chordata, Actinopteri, Cyprinodontiformes, Poeciliidae. The record is from RefSeq and is a predicted model, not a curated record. The transcript is spliced from 9 exons.